AUGUGGAAAAUCGGAAUUCAGGGACAAAAACGGACGCUCAGCUCGAUAACUCGUUUUGAUACGAAAAAGUUUGUCCAAUCUUUGCAGGAGAAGGGAGGUUUUAGCGCCGAGCAAGCAGAAGCAGCAGUUAUUGUGGUCAACAAAGCUGUCAAUGAUGGCAUCAGUCAGAUUGCAAAGAACUUGGUGGCAAAGGAGAAGUUGAAUUCAGUAGCAUACCAACAGAAAGUUGACUUUGCAAAGUUGAAAGGAGAGCUUCAAACACUGGACAAAUCCGAGUUCACCAAUUUGCGCAAGGAGCAAGAGAAACUACGCACAAACUUGACUAAUUUACAAAACAGACUCAAGGAAGAGAUCACAAAGAACUCUGCCGGUGUGCGACUUGAUCUAAACUUGGAAAAGGGCCGCAUGAGAGAAGAAAGUUCAAUACAUGAGCUGAAAAUCGAAGACACAUACACUCGGAUUGACGAGGAAAUAGCCAACAUGCAGAUGCAAAUCAAGUCUGUCAAGACCCAAGUUAUGCAGUGGUUAAUCGGUGUGAGUUCUGGUACUGCUGCUCUUCUUCUUGCGUUUGUCCGGUUUUUCGGCUAA
Molecule: messenger RNA, 588 nt
Organism: Clavispora lusitaniae ATCC 42720
Lineage: Eukaryota; Fungi; Ascomycota; Pichiomycetes; Serinales; Metschnikowiaceae
Gene: FMP32
Biological process (GO): mitochondrial respiratory chain complex IV assembly
Cellular component (GO): mitochondrion
Source: RefSeq, a predicted model, not a curated record